Molecule: messenger RNA, 1119 nt
Organism: Diplodia corticola
Lineage: Eukaryota; Fungi; Ascomycota; Dothideomycetes; Botryosphaeriales; Botryosphaeriaceae
Product: serine arginine repetitive matrix protein 1-like
Exons: 1
Coding region: 1-1119 (372 amino acids)
Source: RefSeq, a predicted model, not a curated record
AUGCGGUCCGACGCGGAAAGCCCAGGGCCAUUCGUGAAUACAAGAUACACAUGCGCAGGCGGUCUCGACACCCCCGGUCUCGCCGUCGCUGCGAGCUACGACAACGACAUCAACCAUCGACACGACCCUCAUAUGAACUUUCGCCGCAGAUGGAGCGUUGCGAGUGCUGACCAGGAGGACACAACAGCUGCCGUCAUGAGCCCAGCUGCACACACGAGGAAGAAGCCCGCGUCGCCCGGUCGAGGUGGCGGCGGCUGGAGCAACUGCCUGUUCACCUUCGUCGCCGACACCGCCGGCAAGGUCUGGGAGUAUGCCCGCUCCACCGGCAUCGUAGGCUUCUAUGCCGGAGAGGGAAAGGGGUACACUUUGCACACCCCGCCCGAUGACUACGCCGCUCCUCCCACCUUCCGCGGACAUGUACGGUCAUCGUCAUCCUUGGACAUGUCACGUACCCGGGUACCCGGCCAAUACCCGCUGGACGAAGACGAGUAUGCGGUUCGCGCGCCAAAGCGGCCGCUCGAGGACUGCGGCCCGGAUUCCUGGAUCAUGGUGCCCCGCAUUGAUGAAGAGCUUCGAGCUGCCAGCCCAGGAUUGUCGAAGCGCCGGCCACCCAAAGUCAACAUCUCUCGGCCAACGGGGCCGCGUCGUCCCUUGAUCCCAGUCCGCCGCACUUGCUCCAUCUCCAGCCUCAGCUCCCCCGGACUCCGUCCAGAGAGCGCCGCCUCAGUCCGCCGUCCUGACAGCGCCGCCUCGGUUCGUCGCCCCGACAGUGCUGCCUCGGUCCGCCGCCCGGAUAGUGCUGCCUCAUUCCGCCGCCCCGACAGCGCCGCCUCGAAUCGGACCCGCCCCCAUUCGGUUGGAAGCGCCUUCACCCUUUCGUCGCCGAACACGCCUCACUCGCCAAUACCAGCAGAGAUACAAAUGCUCGCUGCUCAACGUCGCAGGGAGGAGCGCCAGAGGAACUCUAGCAUGCGAAAAAUCAACGAUCGAUUGAAGGACAUGAUCAGAGAAGGACGUGAAGCCUUGGGAAGUAGGGUCGAAAUCGAGGACGCUAUGGACGAGGACAUGGAAGACGAAGGGUUCGCUGAAGGAUGCUUCGACGGCAGGGAGAAGUGGUGA